Molecule: messenger RNA, 522 nt
Organism: Westerdykella ornata
Lineage: Eukaryota; Fungi; Ascomycota; Dothideomycetes; Pleosporales; Sporormiaceae
Exons: 1
Coding region: 113-388 (91 amino acids)
Source: RefSeq, a predicted model, not a curated record
GAAUGGGCCAGGGCAGGAGAAUGUGCCCAUUUGAGACGGCUAUUUGCGCGAGGAUUCUGGCGACGAGGUCGAGAUUACGAGACAUGAGAACUUACUUCAAUAGGGUGCAUCUAUGAGCUGGCGUUUUCAUGUUUUGAUAUCAGCACGGAUGGCAUGGGCGCUUGGGGGACGGAUGUGGGAUAUGAGAUUUACAGCCACACAAAGGCUCCCCGAAUCUUUCAUUCACCGUUGUGGAAUUCUGGCAGAGGAGUUGGUUGGGUCGGUAGAUACACCAUUUCCCAUCGCUACUAAAAGUCGAUUGGAAGCUUCUUCCACGACUCCCGGCUAUGGAUGCAUGGAUGUAUUCUAUUUCCAAAUAGAGAGUCUUCGAAGUGAAGAGAUACGUUGACAGCAAUUCAAGUUCGAUUUCAACACCACACAACUUCUUUCAUGUGUAAUCAAUGUGAACGGAUAUUCGACUACAGCAUCACCCCACCCAAGUCGGACACCGCAACAUAUGCAUCCGCCCACCCCACCCACCAC